This is a messenger RNA of Fibroporia radiculosa, 1068 nucleotides long. RefSeq lists its product as uncharacterized. The coding region runs from base 1 to 1068 and encodes 355 amino acids. The record is from RefSeq and is a predicted model, not a curated record. The transcript is spliced from 7 exons. NCBI's taxonomy places the organism in Eukaryota, Fungi, Basidiomycota, Agaricomycetes, Polyporales, Fibroporiaceae.
AUGACUGCACUCGAUCCCUCUGCUAUCGCCGUCGAUGACGGUGUAAGUUACGACUCGUACGAUACCAGCAAGAAGCCCCCGCCUUUUGGGCGUUCUAUCAAACCGUACUGGGCGUUCGAUCCCAAGUACGUGAACUUGAAUCAUGGUUCAUACGGGUCGACUCCACUCCCUGUCCUCUUCAAGUGUGCCGAGGUCAAUAUGCUCUCGGAGCGUAACCCCGACAAAUACCACCGCGUGGCUUACAUGCCCAUGGUGAGGGAAGCCAGAAGGCGCGUUGCGGAACUGAUCGGCGUGGAGCACGACGAGGUCGUCCUCGUGCCCAACGCAACGCACGGUGUUAACGAGGUGCUGAGGAACUUCGAGUGGCGCGAGGGCGAUGUGCUUCUUGGAGCGUCAACGACGUACGGUGCCAUAUCCCGAACGAUCCAGUAUGUUAGCGACCGAUCAGAGCAGCCGCGACCGACGGCACACGCUGUUGAGUACACCUUCCCCAUGUCGCAUGCGGAGAUCCUCGAGCGGUUUCGCUCGCGCGUCCAAGACAUCAAGGCGCUGUACCCGAACACCCGGUUCAACGACGUGCCCUCCGACGCGCCCGGGUACGUAGAAAGCGAGCCGAAGGAGAACAAGUUCGUCGCUGUCAUAGACAGUCUAGUGUCGAACCCGGGCGUGCUCCUACCAUGGAAGGAGAUGGUCAAGAUCUGCAAGGAGGAGGGGAUAUGGACCGUCAUCGACGGUGCGCACAGUGUUGGCCAGGAGCUCGACCUCAAGCUCUCCGAGGCGCGGCCAGACUUCUUCAUUUCGAACUGUCACAAAUGGCUCUACACCAAGAGGAGCUGCGCUCUGCUGUAUGUCCCGAAACGGAACCAGCAUAUCAUGAAGUCGUCCAUCCCGACGUCCCACGCAUAUGUCUCUCCCAACCAGCCGAUGCCCCCGGCGCGAGGGACGGAAGAGAAUAGUUUCGUUGCUCAGCAUGAAUGGACGGGAACUAUGGACCAGUCGGCGUUCAUCAGCGUCAGCGCAGGUCAGUCCCACGAACUAUUGUAUGCUCUGAGCUCUCAGACACGCUGA